Molecule: messenger RNA, 2616 nt
Organism: Monopterus albus (swamp eel)
Lineage: Eukaryota; Metazoa; Chordata; Actinopteri; Synbranchiformes; Synbranchidae
Gene: soul5l
Product: heme-binding protein soul5, like
Exons: 7
Coding region: 186-1214 (342 amino acids)
Molecular function (GO): heme binding
Source: RefSeq, a predicted model, not a curated record
UGCAGUCAGUGAACCCAGGUAGGCUACACGUCCACUGCUGGUGCCAGCUCAGCCCCGCCCUCCCGUGAGCUGCGUCCGACGCCGCUCCUCACCGCAGUCCGCUCGUCAGUGCAGCACACUGCGGUCUCCAUCGCACUGCUCCUCCGUGCGCUCCCCUGCCAGGUGGAAACGACUCGACCGGGACAAUGGAUUUCAUCUCCGUCUUUGGGAUUUUGGCCCUAGUGGUUUCUGCUGAGGGAAGUGUUGGGCCAAGUACCAACAGCAGUUUCUGCACAGAGUCAAAGGAGUGUCUUGAGUUUGAGCUGGUGUGCAAAACAGAUGAAUAUGAGGUGCGAUAUUACAGCCCCACUCGUUGGGUGUCAACAGACGCUGAAGCCUAUCUCAUGGGAGUGGGCGCAGCUUUGGCCUUCAGGAGACUUUUCCAAUACAUCACUGGAGACAACGAAGGGGGUGUCCAGAUGGAGAUGACUGCCCCUGUCCUAGUUAAGAUCCCAGAGGAGAGCAAAAUGUGGGCGCCGGUUAUCUACACACUCAGCUUCCCAUUGCCUGCAGCCUAUCAGGACAAGCCGCCCGCGCCCACCAAUGACAAGCUGUACUUCACUGAGAUGCCAGCAAUGAACGUGUAUGUGAGGAGUUACGGAGGCUGGAUGCUGUCGGUCACCUCCAGGCUCCACGCCCACCUGCUCACUAAAGAACUCGAGCGAGUCCGAGCUGCCUACAACCACAGCUACCACUAUGGAGUCGGCUAUGACAGUCCCUUGAAGCUGCUGAACAGGCACAAUGAAUUGUGGUACGUGGCCAUGGGGGAGCCAGUUUGCACAGAUCCUCAGGAGCCGACCCCUCCACACACUCCCUGUCCGACUACACCUGACUCACCUCCAGACUCUUCAGCUGAUUCUCUCCCUCACACGCUCUCUGAUUCACCCUCACUCCCUCCCUCCAACCUGUCCUCAUAUACAACAGUCAACUCCUCUGAUUCACCUGCUCUUCCCCCAUCUCAUGCUCCACCUACUCCAUCUCACCAGCCUGCUGAAGCCGCAUCCAGCCGCCCAACUACCUUCACCCACAUCUUGGUGGGCCCACCAUCCAACUCGUCUGAUCCCGUCUCCCCGGAGCCCCAGUCUGAUGCCGCCAUGUGGAACAGCACAGCCCACAGCUCUGUGGAUGCACAAGCCGACAGCAGCCCUGCGGCCGAGCCAGAUGACGCUCAUUAACCACCUUCACAUUUCGUUUAAGCAGCCAUUCCAGGUAGAAUUAGAAAAGAAGCACCUGGGUGAAUGUGCGUGGUGGAUGGACCUGCUCUUUUCUUCCUCCUUAUCUGCCUUUUCCUGGUUCACCCCCAUCCUACGUUCUGUCACAGCUUUCUGCAUCAGCAAACAUGUGCCUGUACACUGCUGUUCUGAGACUAGCGUACAGCUUCAUCACAGAAUUAAGUAAGAUAUAUGUAUUAGGUAGAACCUGAGGUUAUGGUUGAUUCACCCUGCUAAAGCUAAAGGCAGAGCGAGACACUUUGAAACAUUGAUUUAACCCAAAACCUAACAACUGAUACCGUAGGUCUUAAGUCAAAAUCUGUGUGUGAUUGAUAUAUAAAAUGUAAAGGGGCUGUAUGUGCAUAUUCACUGGGAUCUUUGGCGCAGGCUUGAACCUAAGUGCUAAGACUAUAUGGCUCUACAAAAUAGUGUAGUUAAAUUGAUCAAAUUAUCACCUUUUUAACUCUAGUUCAAAACGUGUUUCUUAGUAUUUUAUAUCUUUAAUAAUAAUCUCUAAUUAUACUCAGAAAUUUGGUCAGUUUAUGUGAUAGUUUGCUCUCCUGAAUUUAAUUUGGCAGCAUUUAUAAACUUUGAUUAUGAGACAAGACACAUUUAUAACAAACCGUAUGCUGUGAACCAAAAAUGGCUUAUAUUUUGAGUUUUUCUUGACUUUCCUGCUAAAAUCUCAGCAAACUGCACUAAAUAUUAUAAUUUCAGUGUCACAAGUUGAUGGUAAACCUAAGUGUAAAAAAUUAAUCGUGUACAAAGACCUUUUUUCCUCCCAUUCUCACUGAGAUCAAAAUGUUUGAGGAUCUAAUCAAUGUUCAAAUUAACACAAACACACACUCUCUUUGCUCUGGUCCCCUAGAGUACCGUAUACUUUUCCCCAUGAUAAAAACACCAUCCAUCAAAAUGUUUAAACAUGCUUCCCCUUAACUUCUCAAGUGCAGGUUAAUUCAUAUUUCCCCCAUGUUAUGUUAGUUUUUGAACACUAGGGGCGCUGUAGACUAAACACACAUAGGACAGGGGUUUGUUUUGACAGUGGUUACAGAUGGUGGCAAUAAUGUGCCAUAACUGAUCAAAUGCUACCAAUAAAGAAGAAGAAAAUACUUGGUUUGCUUAAAUACUGCAAAUCGAUUCCUAGUCUUAUAAGAUGCGAACUGUUUUAAAGCCACAAUGCAGUCUAUUUUAAAAGCUAAGAUUAAACCCUGACUCUGAUCUAAUUAUGGUAAGACUGCCCCAGAGAUCCCAAAGAAUUACAGCAGGUCAAACCAAUGCAGCGAGGGUUAUAUCAGUGAAUGAUGACAUUCUCUCUGUGUCUGCAUACUGUACAUUAUAAGGUGCAAUAAAAAUCCCAUAAACUGUU